AUGGCUACCCCAAGUGUCCUUACCUUUGAUGCUGAGGGCCGUGCCGUUGACUUUGAGGUCUGGGUCGAUGACCUCCAGCUGUAUCUCCAGUGCCAUAGGGUAGACGGACUCUCUCUGUUCGAUCUCACCUCUGGUGUCUCUCCUGCCCCGCCUGCUACUGCUGACAGCACUAUUCGCUCACAGUGGACCACACGCGAUGCUGCUGCUCGCCUUGCUGUGCGUCGCCACUUACCGACCGCUGAGCGUGCACACUUUAGCCAGUACAAGAGUGCUAAGACCUUGUACGACGCUGUAGUUGCACGCUACUCCUCCCCUGCCUCUGCUGCUCUUAGCCGCCUCAUGCUGCCGUACCUCUUCCCUGACACUGCUGCCUUUCCCACAGUUGCUGACCUCAUCACUCACCUACGCACUAGUGACAUUCGCUACCGCGCUGCGCUUCGUGCUAAGGACCACUUCCUCUUAGUUUGCCCCACCACACUUACCGUCGACCUCCUCGAGGAGCGCCUCCUAGCAGCAAAGAAGAGCAUAGUUGUUGUAGGAGCCUCUCGUGGUGACCCUCGCACCCCUGUCUUUGAGGGGUGUUCCCCCUCCCCCCUCUUGCCCUCUGUUGCUUCUGCUGUUGCGGCCGACCUCGUUGGUUUCGAGUCGGUCGGCGCUACGUCUGCCCCGAGCGGGAGACGCCGCACCGGCAAGGGCAAGGGGGGCAAGGGCGCUGGAGGGGAUGGCGGGGGCGGUGGAGGUGGUGGUGGAGGUAGUGGAGAGGGUGGGGGUGGUGGUGGGAAUGGUGGCGGGGGUGUAGGUGUUGGUGGCAGCAGUGGAGGCGGAGGAGGCGGCGGCGGUGGCGGAGGGAGCGGGGGCGGCGGAGGUGGUGGAGGCGGCGGAGGUGGCGGAGGCAGCGGAGGUGGCGGGGGCGGCGGCGGCAGCAGUGGACCUGGUCGCGGCUCUGCCCUGAGGAGUGGAUCCAGUGGUGGUCCGCGCCAGCAGCAGCAGCACAGUCGUGAGACCCUGUCCCCUCAGCAGCUUUGUGAGUGGUACGCUGCGCGUCAGCGCGGUGGGGGUACUAGUCCUUGCACCUAUGUUCUCCGUACCGGCGACCGCGCUGGGGACUAUUACCUGUGUGUUCCGCCUGACCCGGGCAUUGAGACUGCUGCUUUAGGUACUGGUGAGGCUGCUGCUCUAGGUGCUAGUGCGUCUGCUGCCCCAGGUGCUGGUGAGUCCGCUCUCUCAGGUACUACGUCGGCUCAGGCCUUACACACCUUCACCCUUGACUCGGGUGCUUCCCGCUCCUUCUUUCGAGACCGCACAACGCGUACGCCGCUUAGUCGGCAGGUUGCAGCCUCCCUGGCGGACCCCUCUGGGGGCCCUGUCCUUUCUUGCUUCUUCACUGUCUUACCGUGUCCGGCAGCUCCCUCCGGCACCCUGUCAGGCCGACACUUGGCCACGUUCACCCGUCGGCCGGGGUCGAGCCUGUACACCCUCACUACUGAGUCUCCUCCGGCUGCUGAGUCUGGUCAGGUAGCUGCGUCGAGUCAGGUGUUUGCUGUAGCGUCCAGGUCUAGUCCUGUGCCUGCUCCCUGCUCGUGUCGUCUCUUAUCUCACCAGACUCUCCUUUGGCACCACCGCCUUGGUCACCCCUCUCUACCUCGUCUCCGAGGCAUGGCCUCCCGUGUCCUUGUCUCUGAUCUCCCCCGGUCUCUCCCUCCCCUACCUCCGGGGCCUGCCCCUACCUGCGUCCCCUGCGUCAAGGGGCGACAGCGCGCCGCCCCUCACUCCUCCGAAUUUCCUCCGACAGAGGCUCCGUUGCAAACUCUUCACAUGGACGUGUGGGGCCCUGCCCGCGUCCGUGGCCAGGGGCACGAGCGUUACACCACGGUCUUCCCCUUGCGCAGCAAGGGCGACGUCACUAAGACCUUCACGCUUCCGGCCUCUCCACAGCAAAAUGGCAUUGCUGAGCGCCGCAUUGGCAUGGUCAUGGACGUCGCUCGUACGUCCAUGAUCCAUGCGGCAGCCCCCCAUUUUCAUUGGCCGUUUGCGGUUCAGUACGCGGCGCAUCAGCUCAACCUUCAGCCCCGCGUCUCCUUACGAGAGACCUCCCCCACCCUGCGGUGGACCGGGAAGGUUGGCGAUGCGACUGCCUUUCGGGUCUGGGGAUCUUGGGCGUUUGUCCGCGACUUGUCUGCGGACAAGCUGUCCCCCCAUGCUGUUCCCUGCGUCUUCCUUGGCUUCCCCCCUGACGCGCCUGGUUGGCAGUUUCACCACCCCACCUCGCGCCGUGUUCUGUCCUCCCAAGACGUCACCUUUAACGAGUCGGUGCCUUACUACCGUCUCUUCCCCUACCGCACUGCGCCCCUCCCCCCGCCGCCGCUCUUCCUUGCGCCAGGUCCUCCCCUAGUAGACCCCCUCCCCCCUCAGGGUCCUGCCCCGUCAGGUGUGUCCCAGGUAGACGCAAUCGAGCUUGUCGAGGUAGCUGUUGACUCUGGUGCUGCUAGAGGUGCUGUGCCUGCGGGUGCCGGGUCUGGAGGGGUGCCGAGCCUGGGGGUGCUGAGUCUGGGGGUGCUGAGUCUGGAGGUGCUGAGCCCGGGGGUGCGGAGCCUGGGGGUGCUGGGUCUGCUCGUGUGGCCUCUUGCGGUGCUUCGUCGAGGCGGGAGCCACUCUCUCCGCAGGAGCUGCGCGAGUGGUUUGCCCGGCGCUGGAGCCGUGCUACUGGAGCUGGAGUUUCUACUGUUGCUGCUCGACCUGGAGGUGCUCGUACUGGUAGUACUGGAGCUGCCGGGACUGGGGGUGCUGUUGGAGUUAGUUCUGCUGGUUGUCCUGUUGGAGCUACUGGCGGUCCCGGAGCUGACGGUCCUGCUGGAGUUGGUGCUGCUGGAGCUGGAGCUGCUGGAGCUACUGGAGCUGGAGCUGCGGGGGGUGUUGGCGCUGGUGGUGCUACAGGCGCUGGUGCUUUUGAGGGUGCUGGAGUUGGCGGGAGGUGCUAUUGGUGCUGGUGCUGCCGCUGGGGGUACUGGUUCUGUCCCUGCUGGUUCUGGAGGCGCUUCGCGGCCAAGGCCGUACUUCGUUCCCCUUUUUGCGCAGGUUCUUGGUCUCCCGCCCUCUCCUGGUGCUGCUCCUCCCUUAGAGUGUCCACAGACUGUCCAGUCGCAGUCACAGUUACAGCCUGCCUCCCCCCUGCCUGCUCCCUCUCCCUACACUGGUCCUACUGGAGGUCUUGCUGAGCGUCGUGAGCCUGCUUCUCGUCCUGCGUCGCCUGUUCGUGCUGCUCUCACUAGUCAUCGUGCUCCGCGUCCGCGUCCUCCUGCGGUCCCAGGCACACACCUGCGUCCUUCCUCUGCUCCUCUGCGUGUCCCGUUGCCGUCUCAUCCAGAGUCCUCUCUUCAUGUCCUUCCUGGCCCGGAGUCUGACUCUCUUCGUGCUGCCAGUCCUACUGUCACGCGUCUCCUGGCUACUGUUGUCAGUGACCCUUCCUUUGAGUCCACUGCUGCGUCUGCCUUGGUUGCUGAGCUCGUCGACUUUGCUGAUCGCUGUCGUCUAGACUCCGCCGCUAGCCUUGUUGCUGAGUCUAAGUCUGUCUGUCCUCCGUCCGUCGGGGGUGAGUGUGCUCUUAGCAUGGACGUCCUUGAGGACAGGCAGGAGGAGUUCCAGUAUUUUGCUGUUGCUUUGACUCAUCUGGUGUCCACGCUGAUUGCCCCUGAGGGAGACCCGGAUGCACCAGACAUCCCGACUUCUCGAUCGUACGCUGAGGCGAUCGAGGGUCCCUACUCCUCACAGUGGCAGUCAGCCAUGGACGUAGAGAUGGCUUCCUCGAAGUCCACAGGCACCUACGUCGACGAGGUUCCCCCAUCUGGGGCGAACAUUGUCAGUGGCAUGUGGAUUUUCAGGGUGAAGCGGCCGCCGGGUUCUCCGCCUGUCUUCAAGGCGCGUUACGUGGCUCGAGGCUUCAGUCAGCGGCAGGGAGUUAACUACUUUCAGACCUUCUCUCCCACCCAGAAGGUGACCACUCUUCGGGUGCUGCUGCACAUAGCCGCUCAGCGUGACUAG
Closterium sp. NIES-65 is the source of this 4038-nucleotide messenger RNA. Lineage: Eukaryota; Viridiplantae; Streptophyta; Zygnematophyceae; Desmidiales; Closteriaceae. The record is from the annotation of a GenBank genome assembly.